AUGCAGAAAGACAAUAAAGGACUUGUACUGGUAACCGGUGGUUCCGGAUUCAUUGGAAGUCAUACAAUUGUGGAACUGGUCAAUAAUGGGUAUUCAGUUAUCGCUUUGGAUAACUUAAGUAAUUCAAGUAUUAAUUGUAUAGAACGUAUUGAAAAAAUAAUUAACGAAAAAUUACUCUUCUGUGAAGUGAACUUAUUAGAUGAAAAAGCUGUAAAUGAUAUCUUUGAAAAACAUAAAAUUGAUUACGUCAUACACUUUGCUGCUUUAAAAUCCGUAUCAGAAUCAACUUUAAAGCCUAUACAAUAUUACAACAAUAAUUUAGUGGGUAUAUUAAAUUUAUUGAAGGUGAUGAUUGAGCAUAAUGUUAAAAAUUUCGUUCUAUCCAGUUCUGCUACUGUCUAUGGUGAACCGCAAUUUUUGCCACUUACGGAAAAACAUCCAAUUGGAAAUUGUCAAAAUUCAUAUGGUAAUACAAAACUUUGUUGUGAAUUAAUCUUGAAGGAUUUAUAUACAUCUGAUCCUACAUGGAAUAUUAUAAGUUUACGGUAUUUUAAUCCAGUCGGUGCACAUGCCAGUGGAUUAAUUGGUGAAGAUCCACGAGGAAUUCCAAAUAAUCUAAUGCCUUAUGUGACUCAAGUAGCCAGUGGGUUAUUACCUUACGUAAAUGUUUAUGGAAAUGAUUAUUCAACAGUUGAUGGGACAGGUGUUCGAGAUUAUAUUCACGUUGUUGAUCUAGCUGAAGCCCAUACUAAAUCAUUGGAUAAAGUCAAACAGAAUUGUGGUUUUAAGGUAUAUAAUUUAGGUACAGGGCAAGGAUAUUCUGUAUUACAAAUGAUCCAAGCGAUGGAAAAAGCAAGUGGUAAAACCAUUCCUUAUACAAUAUGUCCAAGACGACCUGGUGACUGUGCAACUGUUUAUUCAGAUGCAUCAUUAGCUCAACAAGAGUUAGGAUGGAAGGCAAAAUAUGACAUUGAUAAAAUGUGUGAAGAUUUAUGGAAUUGGCAGGUGAAAAAUCCACAAGGUUAUCUUACUUCAAUCCAUUUUAAUAAUUGA
Schistosoma rodhaini is the source of this 1053-nucleotide messenger RNA. NCBI's taxonomy places the organism in Eukaryota, Metazoa, Platyhelminthes, Trematoda, Strigeidida, Schistosomatidae. The record is from the annotation of a GenBank genome assembly.